Molecule: messenger RNA, 1549 nt
Organism: Carica papaya (papaya)
Lineage: Eukaryota; Viridiplantae; Streptophyta; Magnoliopsida; Brassicales; Caricaceae
Product: DNA binding protein
Source: RefSeq, a predicted model, not a curated record
GAAUAAAUAUUUAAAUAAUAUAAAAGAUGCUUUGCGGGAAGAAGACUGCUUUCCGGUGUUGAUCUCUGUUGGUUAACAGUGAAAUGGAUUUGGAAUUCGAUUGCUCGAAUCUGAGUCUAUGGAAGCAAGCUCUCUCUUCGUACCAGUCUCGAAUAGAAUCUCUGAACAAGCCAAAACUUCUAUCCUUAGAAGAAUUUUACCGCGAAAAACUUCAAUCUCUAAUUCACCGACGAAACCCUAACCCUUACAUCACCACUUCCGAGCUCUCCCAGCUUAUGCAAUGGAAACUCACUCGCGGAAAAUGGCGGCCGCGUUUGUUGGAUUUCGUAUCGGCUCUGGAUGAGGAGUUGGUGAAAUCAUCUUCUCAAAAGGCUUUUGAAUCUCUGCCGGAUAUUUCUAAAGCUGUGAACGAGCUUACGUUGCUCAAGGGGGUGGGUCCCGCGACUGCCUCCGCCAUUUUGGCUGCUUACGCGCCCCACCUGGCGCCAUUCAUGUCCGACGAGGCCAUGGAGGCAGCUAUUGGCAACUCAAAAGAUUAUUCGCUGAAGCAAUACUUGUUUUUUGCUAGUAAACUACAGACAAAAGCGGAGGAGUUAAGUUCUGAAGGUGAUGUUUUCACGCCUUCAGAUGUAGAAAGAGCGCUGUGGAGUUCUGCUAUAGGAGCAAAGUUGCAAUCCUCACAAUCUGAUACUAGUACUAACAAAAAUACUAAGAGAAAGAGGAAACGUUAAUCUUGUAUCUGCCAAUUGAUGGUAAGAUGUGUUAAGAUAUGAAUUAUAUUUCUUUUUUCAUUUUGAUGGGCCCUUCACUUUAAGUUUACUUGAGGGGAUAAUCUAACUGAAUAUUUCUAGUUAUUAAUAUAAAGCAUCUUAUGCAUGAUAAGUAGAAACCUCAGAAGCCGCAGUUAGAACCCUGUUUCUUUCGAAUCCUGCUUCUUUGGAGCUUAUGUGAUAAAGAUAUCUCUGCAAAGGCUACAGUGACUUGAGAGGGUGAAAUAGAUUGUCUGUCUUUCCAGACAUUUAUCUUAUAUUUGUAAGAUUGUUUCCUCAAUUUCCAACACAGUAAUUGUUAGUGAAGUGGUGAAGCUGUGUCUCUUCCACAAUCUGGAGGCACCUGCAUUUCAACUUAACACACUUAUCAGCUCAUAGGGUCUAAAUGGACAAUUGAGGAGAACUAGAGAAUCAGGUAUAUUUGGUUGAAAGGCCUGAUUUUGCUUCAAGAAAUUGGAAAUGGCGUGCCAAACUGGUAGAUCUGUAGGAAUGCUGCUCUUAGGUGGUAGACUGCAAUUUUUGCUGAUGUUAAGACGCAUAUCUUUGAUGUAAUCAUACUUCUUUUUCUUUUAUAAAAAUGUAAUUAUACUUCUUAUUAGGAAACUUCUUGCUUCUAAACAGUGUUUGAACUAGGAAAACCAUAACCCAUAUUCACUUUGGGCCAUUAUCAAAUGAACAAUUGAGAGUGUCUUAAUUUCAUUAUUGGCUUGUAAAAAAACAAAUGGGUUCUAGUGCAAUGAUGGCCCAAGUACGUUGGCCCCCCUGAUGGAGAAACAGCA